This is a messenger RNA of Brienomyrus brachyistius, 1182 nucleotides long. Its product is annotated as stonustoxin subunit beta-like. The record is from RefSeq and is a predicted model, not a curated record. Lineage: Eukaryota; Metazoa; Chordata; Actinopteri; Osteoglossiformes; Mormyridae. The transcript has 3 exons. Gene Ontology annotation, molecular function: protein binding. The coding region runs from base 199 to 672 and encodes 157 amino acids.
CUGAGAGAGCUGGACCUGAGCUACAAUCACCCAGGACACUCAGGAGUGAAGCUGUUCUCUGCUGUACUGGAGGAUCCCAGCUGUAAACUGGAGAAGCUGAAUGUGGACCACAUUGGAAAGUGCCGGACCAGACCAGGGAUCCACCUAUACUCCUGCCAGCUGACGCUGGACCCCAACACAGCACACAGAGACCUGUCUAUGUCAGAAGGGAACAGGAAGGUGACAAAUUGGGCAAAGGACCAACAAUAUCCUGAUCAUCCAGAGAGAUUUGAUUGCUGGCCCCAAGUUCUGUGCACAGAGAGUCUUACUGGUUGCUAUUACUGGGAGGCUGAGUGGGAUGGAGAUGGAGCCCGGAUAGGAGUGACUUAUAAAGGAAUUAGGAGGAAAGGAGGGAGUGCAGACUGUGUGCUUGGAAACAAUGACAAGUCAUGGAGUCUGUGCUGUGAAACUCACAGUUACUCUGUCCUGCACAAUAAUAAACGGACUUUCAUACCCAUACAGCCCUCAGAUUCACACAAAGUAAGAGUGUAUCUGGACUGGGUGGCUGGUACUCUGUCCUUCUACAGAGUCUCCUUUGAUGGACUGACCCUCCUGUACAGCUUCACCUCCACAUUCACGGAAGCCCUGCAUCCAGCCUUUUAUGUUAAUCAGUACUCAUCAGUGUCCUUUUGAAUGCUGUAAUAGCUCACUGUUUUGUUGGAGGAAUCAUUUUUACUUCAUCAGAGGGUGAGAUGUUGCUGGAUGUCCAAGAUAUACUUCUGCUUUUUAACCUGUAUAAACCUUUUUGCAACAAAAUGUGAUGAAUGUUUGACAAAAAUAAAUGACUAGGUUCGGCGAGCGUAACAAACAUGCUAUAUACAGUGGUGCCUUGGAACACAAACUUAAUUCGUUCCAGAAGGCUGGUUGAUUUGCAAUUUUUUCGAGGGCCAAGUUCAAUUUUCCCAUAUGAAAUAAUGUAAAUGACUUUAAUCCGUUCCAGACCCCCAAAUGAUUGUCUAUUUAAGCAUAUCUACCUACAUAACUAAUGAUAAAAAGCAUUAACAAUCAAUAUAAAGCUAAUGCACACAUGAAAAAGCAAUAAACAUGAAAUAAAUGACAAUCCCACACCCCGCAGUGAGAGCAGACACAUGUGCACCACCUUCAGUAUGGAAAAUGCUAUUAAAAAAUGCAGGGAGUCAUAAA